This is a messenger RNA of Nematolebias whitei (Rio pearlfish), 1264 nucleotides long. RefSeq names its product lysosome membrane protein 2. Gene Ontology annotation, molecular function: scavenger receptor activity. NCBI's taxonomy places the organism in Eukaryota, Metazoa, Chordata, Actinopteri, Cyprinodontiformes, Rivulidae. The record is from RefSeq and is a predicted model, not a curated record. Gene Ontology annotation, cellular component: lysosome; cytoplasm; membrane. Gene Ontology annotation, biological process: receptor-mediated endocytosis; protein targeting to lysosome.
GAGAUUGUUUUAGUGGAGGGCAGUCGUGUGUUUGAGUCCUGGAAGACCCCUCCCCCUCCCGUCUUCAUGGAGUUUUUCUUCUUCAAUGUGACCAACGCUGACGAGUUCCUCAAAGGGGCCAAACCAGAGCUCAUUGAGAUCGGCCCUUACACAUACAGGGAGUACAGGUACAAGGACAACGUAACCAUGGUGAAUAAUGGAACCAUGGUCUCUGCAUACAACACUAAAAGCUUUGUGUUUCUGAGAGAGAAGUCUGUGGGAGACCCAGCCGUCGACGCCAUCACUACUGUCAACAUCCCUGCUUGGGCUGCAAUGAACAAGGCCAAAGGCAGUUUCUUUAGGUCCUCCGUGGUGAACCUCUAUAUGAACUCUGUCAAGAGUGGCUUAUUUACCACACGCACUGUAGAUGAACUGCUUUGGGGCUAUGAAGAUCCACUGUUGGCCCGCAUAUCUGCAGCUAGUCCUGAAGUGGAGAAGGACUUUGGCCUUAUGCACAAGAAAAAUGGGAGUAAUGAUGGAGAAUUUGUCUUCCACACUGGAGAACAGAACUACUUGGAUUAUGGCCGGGUUGACACAUGGAAAGGUCAAAGACAGCUGACUUUCUGGUCAAGUAAUGAGAGCAACAGCAUCGUUGGGUCAGAUGGAAGCACUUUCCAUCCCCUAUUGAACAAGGAUGAGCGCAUUUAUAUCUUUACUCCAGACCUAUGCAGAGCGUGGUGAUCGAUGAUGCGUCUGCAGAGAGAGUGCACAAACUACUGAUGAUUGUCAGUCUGGUGUCCAACUUUCCGCUCUUUAUUGUUGGACUGGGUGGGAUCAUGCUACUCAUCUUCAUCACCCUCCUCAUCCAGGCCCAUCAAAAGAAGAAGGAAGUUAAGUGCAUUGAGUUUUCCAAGGCUAUGUAUUCUACGUCAAACGAAGACGACACCUCUUACUCUCCGGUCAGUGUCAAGGACAAAGAUGAUCCCAAAAACGGAAACUAUAUCGGCAUGACGCCUAAAGCUGACCCACAAGCUUGAGGAAGAAGUCGAGGAAACGUGUGUGUGUGUGUGUGGGGGGGGGUGUUUAAGAAAAAAAGACAGAAGGCCUGUUUUAAUUUGAAAUGACAUAAAUUAGAUAUAUUUUUGUGAAAACGUCCAGAUUCAGCACACAAACAAAGCAGUUUGACAUCCUCUGUACUUCUUAUUGUUCAUCACUUGUUGUUGAAUUAUUGCUGCAGUGACUUUAGAUGGAGAGAGCACUUUUUCUACAAAAAAAAAAAAAAAAA